Molecule: messenger RNA, 945 nt
Organism: Euleptes europaea (tarantolino)
Lineage: Eukaryota; Metazoa; Chordata; Lepidosauria; Squamata; Sphaerodactylidae
Gene: INSYN1
Product: inhibitory synaptic factor 1
Exons: 2
Coding region: 117-941 (274 amino acids)
Biological process (GO): inhibitory postsynaptic potential
Cellular component (GO): postsynaptic density
Source: RefSeq, a predicted model, not a curated record
CGUUAAGAUGUGGAGAUCUCCCCAGCUGAGAGGGGCACCGUGGAGGCAGAGCCAGGCUGGGCGAAAGCAGAAUGCUCCACGCGACUCGGCCCCGCUGCCCUGGCACCCUGUGAAGGAUGAACUCCCGGGGCUUGCAGGACAGGCAGCCCACUGACAACGCGACCGACGGCAACGCCAGCGAGAGGGAGCGCAUCAGGGGGCGCAUGAAGAUGGUGAUCGGGCAGCUGGAAGGCAUCCUUCAGGAACUCAAGGAGGUGGCCAAGGAACUGCGGGACGUGGUGAGCCAGAUCGACAAGCUGACUUCGGACUUUGAGUUCGAGCUGGAGCCAGACGACUGGACAACGGCGACGGUGAGCAGCACGUCCAGCAGCGAGAAAGGAGGGGGCAUGUUUGACCUCGGCCACCUCGAUUUCAUGACCUCGGACAUCCUCUCUGACAGCUGGGAGUUCUGCUCUUUCCUGGAAGCCUCCACUCCUUCAGACUCCGGCGACGGCUCUGAACAGCAGCAGCAGCAGGGGCGCCAGCCCGACUACCGGUUGAUGAACGGCGGGGUGUUGAUCCCCAACGGACCCCGGGUGGAAACCCCAGACUCUUCCAGCGAGGAGGCCUUCAGCGCCGCACCGAGCCUCAAGGCGCACCAGCGGACGCCAGGCACUCGGGAACGGGUGCGGUUCAGCGACAAAGUCCUCUAUCACGCUUUGUGUUGCGACGACGAUGACGAAGACGCGGACAAUGGGCCGCCUCCCGAGGACCCUCCGGAGGAGCCCCCUCAUAAAGCAGUGCCGGUCGCCAAGACAACACCGCGGCGGUCGCCGCACCUCAGCGGCGCUCAGCAGCGGAAGCUGACGCGGAACAGCAGCACCCAAACGGUGUCGGACAAAAGCACGCAGACGGUGCUGCCCUACGUUUCGGCCAAGCAGAACGUCAAAGGCAAAAACUGAGGGU